Messenger RNA from Dermacentor silvarum, 1715 nucleotides. RefSeq lists its product as uncharacterized. The transcript has 3 exons. NCBI's taxonomy places the organism in Eukaryota, Metazoa, Arthropoda, Arachnida, Ixodida, Ixodidae. The coding region runs from base 353 to 970 and encodes 205 amino acids. The record is from RefSeq and is a predicted model, not a curated record.
AGCUACCAAUCGUUCGCUGUUCACUUCGUCUGCAAGGGUCGCGUUGUCACAAAAAAACGUGCGAUCAGUCCGCGGACGGUGAUAGACCCUAUCGCGGCGUUUGAUUGUUGGGCAGUCUGUGAACCGGGAAGCGUGAAUUAGGAAGGGCAAAGAGCUUCUUCAGAGUGCAGAAAAUAGUUGUUGAAGACAAAAACUAAAAUCUGUUCCCUUAUUUGAAACUCGCUGGAACCUGGUUGGCGCCUCGUAUCGAAAGAAAGCUCGUAGAUUAAACUCACGUCCCAACAAAGAAGGCUAGAAGUUAAGAAACAGGUGUCUCUGCGUGUCCGCCCGCACUCCGAUUGCGUCUUCAACCAUGACGUCUGUCUUCACUGUGCUCCUACUGGCCACCGUUUCACUGUGCCCCGCCCUCAACGAGGUGCGCGGUGACGAGCAACGCGGUGUCCACGCCUCCUCCUCCUCGUCGUCGGCCAAGGAGACGCGGACGCUGGACAGGUUGAACGGCGGCGAGUACGUCCGUGGUCUCGACGGCCGCCGACGCCUGGACAAGAUCAGCGGCGGCGAGCUGCUGCGUUCGGCCGAUGACGGCGCGCUGCUCCGCUCGUUGGCGCUGCCGUACGCUCUGCGAGGACCAUCUCCACCCGCCCCGGAUGCCAGGCGUGGACUGGACAAGAUUGGUGGCGGCGAGUACAUUCGUUCGGCCGCGGUUUUACCGUUUGGCUCGGCGGCGAAAAGGUUCGACUCCCUAAGCGGGUUGACGUUCGGAGGCGACCAAGGGGGCUUACAAAAGCGGGGCUAUGGACACGGAGACUUCGACGAGAUCGAUCACGCUGGCUGGCCGGGCUUCUACAAACGAAACUUUGACGAGAUUGAUAGGAGUGGCUUCGAUGGCUUCUACAAGCGCAACUUUGACGAGAUCGACAGGAAUGGCUUCGAGGGCUUCUACAAGCGUUCGGGGGCUCGGGAGCAAUGAACUCUCUUGCACCACCCACUUGUCCACGUCACCCUUGGCCAUCGGCUAAGCAAAUCCACCUCAGAGCAGAUAGCGCCUCUCCACCGUGUUACACGUCCUUAUACGAGUCUUAAUAAUAUACAAACGUACGAGACUAAUGUGGCAUUUAUUAUAUGAAGCAAAUUUUUCGUUUUCGUAGCUAGGAUGCCGGAACAAUGAAAAGCGACUUCUCAGGACUAGGUCUUAUGAUGAAGAAACUCUGUGCUCUUUCAUACGAUAGCUUCCCCUGAGUCCAAAAUUGUUUGAGCAAAACAUACUACCGCGUCGACAAUGCCAAUCAGCAAACGGGAUGGGACUUGGCGCAGGAGUUGCUAAGCGCUCUUCAUUGAUUUGCGUUAAAUUGUGUUCUUCUGAACUCCGUUUGUACGCGUUCAUUUUAUCGGUUUAACGAACUCAAUGAAUCAAUCAAGGCAUUGAGUAGCACCUUGGGCGUGGCAAUACCAUUUCUACGCCUAUAUGAGGCGAAUAGCCUGCAAGCUGCAACUCGGUGAAAUAAAGUAUUGAGAGCCGUGCGAACAGACACAUUCUAUUUAUUGCAUUUGCGGAAUCCGUUGUGAAGAGGUGGGAGCAAGUCCGUUUCAGAGCGCAUUCACUGAACUGGAAUAAAAUGCUACCUAAAAACACGGGAGACAAAAUUAUGAAUAAAUGGUUGCAAUAUUUUUGCUCAGAGCACGUUCGUUCACUACGAUGUAAAUAAAGAUGUUCA